This is a messenger RNA of Diatraea saccharalis (sugarcane borer), 3636 nucleotides long. The record is from the annotation of a GenBank genome assembly. NCBI's taxonomy places the organism in Eukaryota, Metazoa, Arthropoda, Insecta, Lepidoptera, Crambidae.
AUGGCUCUUUCGGAUUCCAUGUUUUUGUUCGAAAUUAUCAUAGAAGAACUAAAAAGUUUGUUUGAUACUAAGGAUUACAGUAUAUAUAGUCAGUUCGCAGAUAUCUUUCAAUUAUACCUUAAAAACCCGAAUGAAUUGGGUACGUCCACACCAAAACAGACAAAGAAAAAGUUUUCAAAAAAAUCAAAAGUAAGAGUCAGAAAGUCAAUAGCAACAAAAUCUUCAACAGAAUCUAAGGUAAGAUUAGUCAGAUCUGUAUUGAUCUCUAAUUCUAGUGAAAUUCUCAAGGACAACAUGAGGAAAUACCCAUUAGAAAUAUCUUUUCGAAGUAAAUAUAAGCCUGAAAUUAUCCUGGCGUCUAAUCAAAUACCUUGGAGUGAUGAAUUCAUAUAUUAUUUGAACGAAUUAGAUACAAAAGAUAAUAUGCAUUCAAUAACUGUAGAUGGGAAAUAUAAUGUAUUUCAUGAAUAUACAUCGAAAUGUAUAGCCACCAUUAAAUUAAACAUAAAAUUAUGUUGUGUAAAAGGCACCCAGUUGAAUUUCUUAUCAAAUACUGCGCCAGCGAUAAAAGAAGAACCAAAAAGAGAUUUAAGAGAUGAAACUGGAAUAAUUAAAACCAUAUAUGCUGGAGGUAAAACGAAACUCAAACGUUCGAGUGGUUCACCACUUCUAAUAAAAACUUUGGAAACGUCCAUAGCAGAAAACAAAAUGAAUAAAGAAGAUGCCAAUUACAUCGAAUAUAAUAGCAAUAAUUGUAGUAGAAAUAAAAUCGUCUCUCUUGUAAAGAGUUAUACCGAUAUACGGCUUAAGAAAAAAGUGUCUUUAGUAAAAUCACAGUCUUGUCAUUUUUUUGAGUAUGGCAGACAAUUAAAUACCUUGAAUUAUAUUUUUGGGAAUAACAGAGGUCCCUUUGGGAAUCAAGUGUAUUGUGUUGGCUAUUUUACUGUUCAAAAUGAAUUUGCCGAGAAACCUGUAACAUCUAAAGAAUCUGUAAAAGAUAGCAAAAGUUCUGAAAAAUCAGCUGUAGGCACAGAGAAAUACCAAUUCAAAUUGUGCGAUGACGAAUGUCCUAGUAAAAAAGCUAGUACUUUUGGUUCUCCUAGCCAUUGCUCGUUAGAUUUGCCAAAAGAUGCGGCACAUUUAAUAAGUAUAAAAAAAUGUGAUCAAGUGGAUUGUGAUUUUGCGAAAACUAGGGAGCCUCCCAGUCCACCAGAUGAGAGAUUAAUGGUGGAUUUGUCUAGUAUGAGAAGAGACAGUUGUGUAAUGCAAGAAAAAAUUGAACAAAUAGUAGGAGGAAUGACAGCAAAAAUGCAAAUGGGUGCUGAACCUUGUUAUUGUUCUUGUGAAUGCACUUUUGGAUUUACAAAAAAGACGACAUAUUGUCACGUCUGCGGUGGCGUUGAAAAAUUUGGUGAAGAGAAAUUAGGACCAUUAGCCUUCCCGUGCCCGAUUUAUCAUAAAUUAGUAGAUAAAAAUAAACUGAAAACUGUUAGUUCUGGAAGCGACAGUAAAAAGAAAAGUUCUAAGCACCCAGACAAAAGCGGUGAAUCCGAAAAAGAAAAUAAAAAAGGCAAAAAGAAAAAAAAGGAUGAUAGAUUCAAGUUUAACUAUGGUUAUACAGUCAAUGUGCUAUGCCAUGUACAGUUUCGUCCUAUGUGGAAGCCUGGGGCUACCAAUAAGUAUGUAGUGCGGUUACUAAAGAUUGCAAAGAAUCCUGAUGAAGCUAUUUCUAAGAAACGUAAGAGAGAACCAAAGAAAAAGCCACUCAAGAGGCCACUUUUAGUUGUCCAUAAAAAAGAUGGUGAAUUCACCGUCACAAUGGAAACAAUGAAAGCUUAUGCAAAGCAAAGAGCUAUCAAUCAACAACCUUACGAAGAAAAACCUUUAGUGACAUACACGAUUGGAAGGAGUGAGGAGGAAAAUCGUGAGAGGCGGAAAAAGAAAGAGCGUGCACAGAGGCGACUUGAAAGAGAUCAACGUGAUUUUAUUCAAAGUGCUUUUAAAGAUAUGUGUCAAGAAAUCUGUCUUAAAACAUAUCAACAAGCGUUGGGCAUUUUGCCGAAUGCUGAAGAUCCUGAAUGUACCUGUUAUCCCGCUGAACCAGGACCCGAUAGAACAAACAUGGACCGUUCAUGUUCAUGCUCAGAAGAUUCAGUGUCUUUAGGCUCAGAUACAGACUCUGAUGAAUGGAUUGUCGAAUUCACGCCACCUAAUGCCUAUUUCGAUCCGACUUAUAAAGGAAAAAAAGUAAUGAAAGUUGAAAAAGAAACGCAAUAUUCGUAUUUAGAUUACAGAGUUAAGCUAGUUGAUAAAUACGGAAAUCCAGUCCCUAGAUUUUUUAAAGGUCCUGAUGGUAAACAACAAUGUAGUGAUUUAGGUGGUUUUUGGAGUCCAGAACAUGAGUGGUUAGAAAUUAACGUUGAUGGAUAUAUAGCGCCCGACAAUCGGUGGGCUCCUAUGUCUUUCAUAGGACCAAAUGGAGAUCAGAUAGAUACAGAAGAUGGUAAAUUCCAAGUGGCAAAUGGGAAGUGGUUAGUCGUCGGUGUCGAUGGUUAUAUAGAUAGUCGCGGAAAAUGGCGUUUUUAUUCUAAACCGAGAGCUUCACCUGUUCAGAAAAAGGUACGACCUACCGCCAAGAAGGCUGUCAAAAAAGGAGACCACAAGCCAAUAAUGGUUGAGCCAUCUGAAACAACUUGGAGUUGUUUCGGAGAUGCUAGUCCGGUAGCCUUGUCUAAAAUGGGAAUUGUCGGGCAUGGUAUAGACAGAAAAUUGUUAGCAGCAACACUUAAACGAAUGUUAGAUCGCGGAGAAGAUGUAACGAUACCUCAGCCUUCAGUAGUUCCCAGACGACUUGGAUCCAAAAAAAGUAAGAAAGCUCGUUCACCUGUGUUUGAUCGGCAAAAUUAUUUCGAAGAAAGAACAAAAUGUAGACACCCUGUUCCUUCAAAAAAGGGUGUUAUAGCUGUGAAUGCACACGGAGAUAAGAUCUAUUUCAAACUCAAGGAUCAUAAAAAUAAAAGGCCAUAUGAACGACUUGCUAAGUUAAAUGAACAAGGAAUAAGCUUAAGUGAUUUCCAUGUGGCCAAUGGCUGGAAACCAGGAGCUAUAUCGAAAUGUCUUCUACGAAAGCUCAAAAAGGCAAAACUUCGGAGACAUGCUGUGGAAAGUAGUAAGCCAACGAAGAAAGCUAAAAAGCGUACCGAGGCUAAACCAACACUUAUAGUAUGUAAAGUAAACGGUGAAUAUCGCAUUGAAAUGCAAACGUCACCGGAAAAUAACGAAGGCAACAACGAACAAUAUUCGCCUUUAGUAUAUAAAAUAGCGAAACCUUCGAACAAAGAUAAAUUAGCCAAGUUGCAGUUGAAGAAGAGAUGCUUGGUUAAAGAAAUCAUUGGAGAUUUUGAGGAUCCUUAUCAUCCGGAGAUUUGUGAGAAGACUUGUUUGAAAGCUUACAAACAGGCGAUAGGUCUGUUGCCGAAUGAUCAUAAUAAUCCGGAGUGUUCGUGUGGUGAUUGUGUGCAGGAAGAGUCCUCCGAGAGCUGCCAUUGCGAAUACGAUGACGUCAGUUCCGAUUGCAGUUCAAUGGAUAUAGAUUGGGAGAUACACUUUUCUCCACCAAUAACAUCACAUUCUUAA